AUGACAACAACAACAACAACAGAAGAAAUCUUAGCUAGAUUUCUCUUUCUUUUUCUUAAACAUUUAAGUAUAGAAUUAAGUAAUUUUAUUAUUAUGACAAAUCAUCAUCGACUACCAACAAAAAAAUCAAUUUUACGAAAAAAUUUUUCAUUAAAUCAAAAUAAUUCUAUUAAUUUAACUCAUCGUAAAGUUCUUUUUACACAUAUUGAUUCAUUUGAAUUUGAUCCACAAAUACCUUGUCGAUUUAUAAAUCAAUUAGAACGUAAAGAAUUUUAUUCAUCACUCAAUCAUUCACAAAUGCAAUGUUUAUGUCAUCAUGAAUCAAAAAUAAAUUUCAAAAAUAAAUGCAAGAUUAAACUUAAGCGUUAA
This is a messenger RNA of Adineta steineri, 369 nucleotides long. The record is from the annotation of a GenBank genome assembly. NCBI's taxonomy places the organism in Eukaryota, Metazoa, Rotifera, Eurotatoria, Adinetida, Adinetidae.